AUGCCUGGGCGGAGCGGACUGGGGCGGGUGUGUGUGCGCCCUAAGCUGCGUGUAUCGCAUCCUACUGCGCCUGUGCGCUGCGGAGCGAGCGCGUUUACGACCCAGAGCGCCAACGCGCGGAAUUCGACGACGCGGCCUGCCGGUCGCGUGCCGCCGACAAGCACCUCGGCCGCGUACCAGCGGCAGCGCCGCACCGAGUGGCUCCUGGUUGGCGUCGCAGGCUCUGCUGCAGCGUUUGGAGGCUGGUACUACUGGGCAAAUAUCCGUACACGCCACAUGCCCGACGACGCGCGGCCCUACUCGACGCCGGCGCGCCCGUCGACCUUUUCGAUUCCUGCACGGGUACGUGGCCCGAACGAUCCCGCGUACAAGGUCAUUACGCCGCUGACGCCGGAGGAGGUCGAUUCGCGCCUGCGUGCGAAUGAGCGCAGCACGUCGGUCGACCGCCCGGCCGGCGCGUGCCUUGUGGCGCGCUACGACACGAACUGCGUGCCGAGCAACGACCCGGUCGAGGACCGCCACGCGGAAGUCAUCGUCGAGCGCGACCGCGGGAUCAGCGAGCAGGGCCCGCGCGGUGACCUGUGCUUCUUUACGGUGAUGGACGGCCACGGCGGCCACUAUACCUCCCAGCUUCUUUCGCAGAAGCUCAUUGCGUUUGUCGCACUCGAGCUCGACAAGGUCUUUCGCGAGACGGGCGAGUACGCCAAGAUGGGGCGCGCCGACAUGUCGAUUUCUUCGUCGGUGUGGCGCACGCUCUUUGGCGGCGACCGCCAAAAGAAUGCACACCAGCUCGCGGCCUAUGCGCUGGACGGCAACCCCGAGAUUGUGAAGCGCGCCUUUGUCAAGGGCUUCCGCGGCCUCGACAAGGAGAUUACCAACACGCCGCUCGAGCUGCUCAAACAGUACGAGCUGAGUCUCGCCGCGGCCUCUUCGCAAGGCACCGCGCCGAGCGCGUCCGACUCGAAGAACUCCCUCUCGUCGCUCGCCCACUCGAUCUGGCCGUCGACGGUGACCGGCGCGCCGCACGCUGCGCCGUUCUUUAGCGCGUCGCAGACGUCCGCUCGCGAGGCGCUCCUGCCGGCGCUCAGCGGAAGCUGUGCCCAGAUGGUGUACAUUGACAGCGCCCGCCGCGACCUGUACGUCGCCACGACCGGCGACUCGCGCGCCGUCGCGGGGUACUGGGACGAGCGCGCUGGGCGCUGGGAGGUCGAGGCGCUCUCCAUCGACCAGACCGGCCGCAACCCCGACGAGGUGCGCCGCAUCCAGCGCGAGCACCCCGCCGACGAGCAGCAGUCGGUCAUCCAGCGGGGACGUGUGCUGGGCGGCCUCGAGCCGACGCGCGCCUUUGGCGACGGCCGCUACAAGUGGGACCGCAACACGCAGGCGCGCCUCAUCGAGGCGUUCCUGCCGAACCGCCAAAGCGCGCGUGGGCCGCCCAAGGCACUCCAGACGCCGCCCUACGUCACCGCCGAGCCGGUCGUCGAGUGGCGCAAGAUCCCGAUCGGGCACGAAGAGCACGCGCAGCCGGACUCGCUCGUCGCCGCCGCCUCCGAGGGCCUUACGUCGCUCUCGGGCAGCACCUCGACGCGCGAGCUGCGCUUCAUCAUCAUGGCGACCGACGGGCUCUGGGACCUGAUGUCGAACCAGGAGGCAGUCGGCCUCGUGGCCGGCCACCUCGCCGGGAUCCGCGGCGAGGUGCGUGCCGCGGACCUGCAGCAGCAGUGCUUUUCGCCGUCCAAGAGCGCGCCCGCACUCGCUGCCAAGGCGGCGGCGUCCGACGAGAAGGCCACGCCCUCGUCCGAGCACGGGCCACACCACCCCCUGCUGCGCACGCCGAACCACCUGCAAAAGUUCUCGUUCCAAGACGACAAUCUGAGCACGCACUUGGUGCGCAAUGCGCUCGGCGGCGCCGCGCGCGAGCGCGUCGCCGGCCUGCUCGCCAUCCCCAGCCCCGAGUCGAGGCGGUACCGCGACGAUAUCACUGUCAAUGUCAUCCUCUUCAACACCCCCAAACCGAAAGCCAGCCGCGACGAGGCGUCGGCGCACGCGCCGCGGGCCGCCAAAUUGUAG
Molecule: messenger RNA, 2070 nt
Organism: Malassezia japonica
Lineage: Eukaryota; Fungi; Basidiomycota; Malasseziomycetes; Malasseziales; Malasseziaceae
Product: [pyruvate dehydrogenase (acetyl-transferring)]-phosphatase
Exons: 3
Coding region: 1-2070 (689 amino acids)
Biological process (GO): protein dephosphorylation
Cellular component (GO): mitochondrion
Molecular function (GO): [pyruvate dehydrogenase (acetyl-transferring)]-phosphatase activity
Source: RefSeq, a predicted model, not a curated record